Messenger RNA from Dufourea novaeangliae, 1047 nucleotides. RefSeq names its product L-lactate dehydrogenase A-like 6A. Gene Ontology annotation, molecular function: oxidoreductase activity, acting on the CH-OH group of donors, NAD or NADP as acceptor. Gene Ontology annotation, biological process: carboxylic acid metabolic process. The transcript has 6 exons. The record is from RefSeq and is a predicted model, not a curated record. Lineage: Eukaryota; Metazoa; Arthropoda; Insecta; Hymenoptera; Halictidae. The coding region runs from base 1 to 1047 and encodes 348 amino acids.
AUGUCCGUGGCGAAGAAGAAGGCGAACGACACCGCCGGGAACACCGCAAAGUUUUUGCUGACGAAACAAGCGGAGGAUUACGCGGACAGCCAUCGAGUCAAGAUCGUCAUCGUCGGCAGCGGUUACACCGGCGUCGCUGUCGGGAUUGCCAUACUCUUCAAGCGUCUGGCAUCCGAGCUGGUGUUCAUAGACCUAAACGAGGACUUGGCGAAAGCUGAAGCGGAAGACAUCAGCCACGCAGCUGCGUUUCUCGGUAAUCCGAGGAUCAUCGGGACAAAAGAUUAUUCUAUGGCCAGGGACGCGACAGUCUGCGUGUUCACGGUAGGCGACAGGUCAACGAACAAUCAAGAGAACGGCUCCCUGUUGGAGCGAAAUUUCGAGAUCUUCAAGGAUGUCGUGCCGAACGUAUGCAAGUACGCACCAAACAGCGUGCUGUUGAUCGUAACGACGCCCGUGGACAUAUUGUCGUACGCAGCCAUGAAGCUUUCAGGUUUCCCACCGCAACGGGUGAUCGGGCUUGGGACGUUUCUUGACAGCUGCAGGCUUCAGCACUUCAUCGCGCAGAAGCUUGGAAUUUCGGCGGGCGCGGUGCAGGCGUCUGUCAUCUGUGAAAACGGAGCAACGUCGGUGCCGGUAUGGUCCGCGGUGUCGGUAAUGGGGAUCAAGCUGAAGGACAUCAAUAAGGAUAUCGGAAUGAAAACAGAUCCUGAAUCCUGGGGCGAGCUGCACACGAAAGUCGUCGAUUCCGACAGCGAUCUUAUCGCCAGGAAGGGUUAUCGGAGCUGGGGCAUUGGCAUCUGCGCCGCUGAAGUUGUGGACGCUAUUGUUCGGAACACGUGUAUCUGCAUCACUGUGUCGGCUUAUCUAAAGGGUUGCCGACACGGCUUAGAAAAGGACGUGUACAUGUCCCUGCCCUGUAUAGUCGGCCGAAACGGGAUCCAAUCCUUUUUACGUCAUCCCUACACACCUGAGGAGCAAGAGCUCACGGAGGCAUCUUGCCGGUCGAUCUACGAGACGCAGAGAUCGAUACUCCAAGCUCUCCAAUAA